AUGGUUAAGCAGGUGCGAUCAAAGCAAGAACGUUUGUACGUUGGCGGAUGUGGCGUGAGUGACAAUGGAGCGAAAGAAAUCGCGAACGCGCUACAAACAUCUCUGCACCUCGAGACGCUGUGUCUUGGGCACAACACCAUAGGAAACGACGGCGCAUCGGCACUAGCCCGCGUACUUGCGGAUAACCACGCUCUCAGAAGGUUGCUCCUCCCGUGCAAUUUGUUGAAAGCUGCCGGUGGUAAGGCCAUCGCCGCCAUGCUUCUCUCCAAUGAUGCCCUUCUCAGUCUCGACAUCUCCAACAAUCAUCUCGGUGCCACGGGCUUGGCAGCACUGGCCACUGCGAUUGCUAAGAACUCGUGAGAUGGAUACCCCGCUCAGAGUUUGGUAGUGCCACCUGAGUACACAACGGCACAGAAUAACCUUACUAAGAAGCGGAAGCGCGUGAGAUAUUCUUGUAUUUAUAGAUUCCACGCGUGUCCCUGAAAACCCACAUUGUACUUUGCAAGUGCCCGACAAAGGCGAGGGGAGCACAACAUACUCGUGUGCUGAAAAUGUCACAGGGUCCCCGAUGUCAUAGGAAUAAACCUAUCAAAAUGUACAUAAAGUCAACAAGGAUGCCGUUUCUGACGAACGCGACCUUCCCGUCCGCGUGCACGU
Ectocarpus siliculosus is the source of this 657-nucleotide messenger RNA. NCBI's taxonomy places the organism in Eukaryota, Phaeophyceae, Ectocarpales, Ectocarpaceae. The record is from the annotation of a GenBank genome assembly.